Phytophthora nicotianae INRA-310 is the source of this 294-nucleotide messenger RNA. RefSeq lists its product as hypothetical. The transcript has 3 exons. Bases 1 to 294 code for a protein of 97 amino acids. The record is from RefSeq and is a predicted model, not a curated record. NCBI's taxonomy places the organism in Eukaryota, Oomycota, Peronosporomycetes, Peronosporales, Peronosporaceae.
AUGGUUGAGCAGCAGUACCGAGUGGCUGUGGAUCGAAAGACGCAUUAUGAGCAGGAACAGAUUAAUUCUCAGUUAGAUACAGAUGCUCGUGUGUUCAUCAAAACGAUGUUGCUGUCAUGCCGCCAUGUCAUGUACUGGCGCCUCAUGAAUGACAAGUCUGCUGUACCGAUCCACUAUAUCGAGCCCCGUUGGAAAUUGUCGUUCAAGUUAAACCAGGCGCCAUUUGAAGAAGACGUUCCAGACGAAGCCUUUGCCUGCACGAAGUUCCAGGAACGGAACCUUUGCCUUUGGUGA